This is a messenger RNA of Colletotrichum siamense, 1749 nucleotides long. RefSeq names its product Asparagine--tRNA ligase. The coding region runs from base 1 to 1749 and encodes 582 amino acids. Lineage: Eukaryota; Fungi; Ascomycota; Sordariomycetes; Glomerellales; Glomerellaceae. The record is from RefSeq and is a predicted model, not a curated record. Gene Ontology annotation, cellular component: cytoplasm. The transcript is spliced from 2 exons. Gene Ontology annotation, biological process: asparaginyl-tRNA aminoacylation. Gene Ontology annotation, molecular function: ATP binding; nucleic acid binding; asparagine-tRNA ligase activity.
AUGGCCGCCGUCCAAGAAUUGGCCGAGCGCCUCAAGUCUGACGACAAGGUCUACAUCGACACCGACGCCGGCGCCGACGAGCCCACGACCACGGGCACCGAAUCCUCCCCCUUCAAGUCCCUCGCCGCCGCAUACAUCGCCAACAUCGACACGCCCGGCCGCACGUUCUUGUCCCGCGCGUCCAAGACGGGCGAUGACGAGGCCGCCCGCCUCGAGUGGAAGGAGCCUGCCAAGAGCGCCGUCAAGAAGGCCCAGUCCGCCCUUGACGCUCAUAAGAAGAAGCUGGCCAAGGCCGCGCAGAACAAAGCCCAGGAGGAGGAGCGCGAGAAGCAGCGCCUGCAGACCCUCGAGGCCGCCAAGCAGAUUGUCAUCAAGGAGGAUGAGUCACUCCCGCCCGCGAAGCGCAUCACCAUUGGCGAGAAGAACGUCGAGCUCGGCGACGGCGAUAAGAAGGGCGCUCGCGUCAAGAUUGCCGGCCGCAUCCACAGACUGCGCGAGCAGAAGCAGGCCACUUUCAUCACCUUGAUUGACGGAUACGGUCACCUGCAGUGCGUUCUGCAGGCCGGCGAUCUGACCAAGACCUACGAUGCCCUCACCUUCGCGCAGGGCACUUCCCUCUGGGUUUACGGAGAGCUGAAGAAGGUGCCCGAGGGCCAGACGGCCCCCGACAACCGCGAGCUGCACGUCGACUACUACAAGGUCAUCGGCAGCGCCCCCAGGGAUGACGAUGCCAUCACCAACAAGGUCUCCCUGACUCAGAACCAAUGGGACUCCCAGAUGCUGGACAACCGCCACCUGGUCCUUCGCGGCGACAACGCGUCUGCUAUCAUGAAGAUCCGCGCGGCUGUCGAGUGGGCCUUCACCAAGACCUACAAGGACCUUAAGAUCACUAAGGUCUCCCCGCCUGCCCUCGUGCAGACCCAGGUCGAGGGCGGUGCCACGCUCUUCUCCGUCCCUUACUACGACGAGACCGCCUACCUCACCCAAUCCUCCCAGCUCUAUCUCGAGACUGUCCUCCCCAGUCUCGGCAGCGUCUACUGUAUCGAGAAGUCGUUCCGUGCCGAGCGCAGCUUGACCCGUAGACAUUUGGCCGAGUACUCUCACGUCGAGGCCGAGUUGGACUUCAUCGAGUUCCCCGACCUGCUGGAGCAUCUUGAGGAGGUCAUGUGCCGUGUCAUUGACAACGUUCUGGCCGACGAGGAGAUUGCCGCCUUGAUCAAGGAGCUCAACCCCGACUUCAAGAGGCCCGUCCGUCCCUUCAUGCGCAUGAAGUACACCGACGCCAUUGACUGGCUCAACGCCCAAGAUCCUCCCAUCCUCAACGAGGAGGGCGAGCCCCACAAGUUUGGCGAUGACAUCGCCGAGGCUGCUGAGCGCAAGAUGACCGACGCCAUCAACAAGCCCAUCUUCCUCACCCACUUCCCUACCGAGAUCAAGGCCUUCUACAUGAAGAAGGACCCCCAGGACCCCCGCGUGACCGAGAGCGUCGACUGCUUGAUGCCUGGUGUUGGUGAGAUUGUGGGCGGGUCGAUGAGAAUGGAGGGCUACGAGGAGCUGCUCGCCGCUUACGACAGAGAGGGCAUCCCGUCCAAGGACUACUACUGGUACACUGAUCAGAGAAAGUAUGGCACCUCCCCCCACGGCGGCUACGGACUCGGUCUUGAGCGUUUCCUGGCCUGGCUCGCCAACCAGCACACCGUCCGCACGACAUGCUUGUACCCCCGUUACAUGGGCCGUUGCAAGCCGUAA